AUGGUAUCCAACCUGUUUGGAACUGAUAUAAAUAUUUUAGAAAAUAACUUGACGCAAAUAUUCCGAGACUCAGAAGAAUGGUUAACACUUGAAUACCUUUUGCAAAUGAAUGUAAGGACAUCGAGGGUUCGACUAGUUCAGGCAUGGCACGUCUCACCUGCACAUAUGAUUAACAAAUUUCAAAAAAGAAAUUCAAAUAAGUUCGUUUUGAAAUCUUUUAUUGAUGUGGCAUCUUUAGAUAUGGACAAUUCCAUUCAGCAUGUUUGCACUCGAGGAUUUUCUCUCAACCGAAGGGGUCUCCGUCUCUCUGUUGGAAAUUUCAACAUCCCCGGAUUUCCCCUGACCACGCUCGGUACUGAACGUGCAUUGGUAGAAUCAAACCAACUGCCAAACGAGCAGAGUGCAAGAAAUAAAGCAAAGAAGACAUUGAAGAACAUGAUGAAACAUAGUGAAACUGUGUUAUUAACAGGAGAGAGAAGUAUAUUUGAAUUUUUCUUGUGCGACGUAGGUGUGGGUUUAUCACUUUCAGUGAAUGAAAAAGAAGCUGAAAUGUAUAAUAGAGAUACUGUACCAUUAGAGUACGACAGUAUUUUCAUAAAUAAAGAAAAAACAAAUUCACUCGAUCAUUCUUUAACAGUUCAUUAUAACAGCAAAGAUGAAUCCCAAUGUGGCAUCCGAAGGAAUGAUAUGUCUAAUGAAGGAGAUGGAGAUAACAACAAAAUAAGUAUAGUAUUAGGAGGGAAUACAAUGGCAUCAUGUGGUGUUCUUCCAUAUUACACAUUUCAUCAUGAAUAUAUAAUUUUUGAUAAUUCACAAUUGUUACCUCGUUAUUUAAUACAGUUUGAAUGUGACCCAAACGGUGAAGAACAUUUCUCCCUGCCUCUAUGUGACUAUUGUGGGAAUGCUCCAUCUGUAUUUUAUUGCGAAUCAGAUGAAGUAAAAUUAUGUGGAAAAUGUGAUGAAAUAUUACAUUCUCAAAAUAAGCUAGUUAAAAAACAUAUUCGAAAAACAUUAAACGAAGAUCAAACCACUUCAGGGAAAUGUAAAACACACUUACAAAAUUAUGUGAAUAUGUUUUGCACAAUUUGUCACAUUCCUAUAUGUAAUUUAUGCGUAUCCAACCAUUUGCACACAGAUUUGAAUAGUGAUAAUUUCUUCUCCUUAAAUAACAACAACGAUACAAUAAUUUCAUUAAAUUUGGCAUAUAAAGCAAUUAUAAAACAUAGUGCUACACCAUCAAAACUAGUUAAAGAAAGAACAAAAAGUUUAAAUGACAUGCUAAAAAAAAUAGAUAAGUUACAUGAACAGGUCAGGUUAAAUAUAAACGACGCAGAAAAAAAUGUCUAUACCAUACUUGAAGAGUUAGUGAAACAAUUACAUACAAUAACUGAUAAAAAAAUGUCUGCUGUUUUGAGUGAAGAAUAUGAAUUGAAGCGACAAUUUAAUGAAAUUGCAUGGAACGAAAACUUCUUAUUUUAUUUACAAACCAUACUUCCUCCAGCAGAUUUUAUGAACGCUUGGCUCAAACAUUGCUUGUUCAGGGAAGAAAUUGAAAAAAAUUCAGCCCACGCAGAAAAAAUGAACACGCUUGUAUUUCCUGACAUGUGCAUUCGGGGGAAUAUAAACCUUGUUACGGAGAAUUCAACGCAGCAAGCACUGGUGUGUCACUCGGUUGGUAAGACCUCGGACGAGACACAUUCGGGAGAGACGUAUUCGGGAGAGACACAUUCGGGAGAGACAUAUUCAGACGUGAAACAUGCAAACCAACUGUCAUGA
Plasmodium gonderi is the source of this 1776-nucleotide messenger RNA. RefSeq names its product zinc finger protein. The record is from RefSeq and is a predicted model, not a curated record. Bases 1 to 1776 code for a protein of 591 amino acids. NCBI's taxonomy places the organism in Eukaryota, Apicomplexa, Aconoidasida, Haemosporida, Plasmodiidae. The transcript has 2 exons. Gene Ontology annotation, molecular function: zinc ion binding.